GAGCUCCCCGACUGCCAGGCAGUGAUCGAUCUCUGGGUGGGGUGGGGAUAUACGAUGCUGGACUGCGCUCGGGUGUAUGGGCAUGGUACGUCAGAGGAGUACCUAGGUCAACUAGACCUAAAGGGUUGCGGGGUGGAUACCAAGGCCGGUUUCACCAUUGGCCAACCGGGCCACCAUUCUGCGUCUGCGAUACGCCAGUCCGUUGAGGUGUCACUGAAGGCACUGAAUGGACAUAAGAUACGCGUGCUCUACUUGCAUCUGCCAGACAGGGGCACGCCAUUCGAAGAGACGCUCAGAAAAGUGGACAAGCUGAAGAAGGAGGGGCUGAUUGAAGAGUUCGGUCUGAGCAACCACUUGUCGUGGGAAGUCGCGGAAUAUGUAACGUAUGCAAAGGCAAACGGAUUGAUCCAGCCUACGGUGUACCAGGGUUGCUAUAACGCGGUGGAAAGGACGAUCGAAUACGAGCUGAUUCCGUGUCUCCGCAAACCUGGUAUCCGUUUCUAUGCCUACAGCCCUCUUGCGAGCGGUUUAUUAGCCGGCAAGAUCCUUUCAGUUGAUGAUUGGACGAAUGCUGCUGGCUCGCGUUGGGACACUAAGCAGACCGGCUGGCUAGCGGAGAUGCUGAAGACGCGGUAUGCGCCGCUUUUGCCCCUUCUCAAGCCCUUGAAAGAGACGUUGGAGAAAUACAACAUCCGAUUGUCGGAAGCAGCGCAACGGUGGUUGCAACAUCACAGCGCGUUGACACCGAAUGACGGGGUUAUCCUUGGGGCUGGAUCACUUGAACAAUUGGAGAUGAACAUUAAUGACGCACUCACUGAGAUUAUAUCAACAGGGGAAGGCGGUCCGUUACCAGGUGAGGUGGUUAGCUUGCUGGAUGAGGCUUGGUUGAAAUCCAAAGUUCACGGCGUCUACUACGCUCAUUAG
This is a messenger RNA of Dacryopinax primogenitus, 924 nucleotides long. RefSeq names its product Aldo/keto reductase. NCBI's taxonomy places the organism in Eukaryota, Fungi, Basidiomycota, Dacrymycetes, Dacrymycetales, Dacrymycetaceae. The annotation marks the transcript as partial. The record is from RefSeq and is a predicted model, not a curated record. The transcript is spliced from 7 exons.